Messenger RNA from Miniopterus natalensis, 1535 nucleotides. It is a transcript of the gene BIRC5, whose product is annotated as baculoviral IAP repeat containing 5. The record is from RefSeq and is a predicted model, not a curated record. Lineage: Eukaryota; Metazoa; Chordata; Mammalia; Chiroptera; Miniopteridae.
GACGUGCCUCGCGGCGGCGGCCAACCGCCGGAUUUGAAUCGCGGCUCCGCUCGGGGCGGCGGCGGCGGCGGGAUGGGUGCCCCGUCGUUGCCCGCGGCCUGGCAGCUCUACCUAAAGGACCACCGCGUCUCCACGUUCAAGAACUGGCCCUUCCUGGAGGGCUGCGCAUGCACCCCGGAGCGGAUGGCCGCGGCCGGCUUCAUCCACUGCCCCACCGAGAACGAGCCCGACUUGGCCCAGUGCUUCUUCUGCUUCAAGGAGCUGGAGGGCUGGGAGCCGGACGACGACCCCGUAGAGGAGCAUAAAAAGCACUCGUCUGGUUGUGCUUUCCUUUCUGUGAAGAAGCAGUUUGAAGACUUAACCCUCGGUGAAUUUUUGAAACUGGACAAAGAAAGAGCCAAGAACAAAAUUGCAAAGGAAGCCCACAGUAAGCAGAAGGAGUUUGAAGAGACUGCAAAGGAGGCGCGCUGUGCCAUUGAGCAGCUGGCGGCCGCUGAGUGACGUGCCCCGGGUCCCUGCGUGGAGCCCCCGGAUCCCAGCUGUUCUGAGGGCCGGGGCGGUGCCUUAGGAAACAAGAACACCCACAUUUUAAAAUGAGGCUAUUUUAACUGUCUUUUUGUUUUCUCUUGAAAGUGACGCCACGGCCACUUCUGCCGUUGCUCCUGGUGGUGUUGCUGGGCACAGUCCCUCUCUCUUUCUCUUUGGUCGUUUUUUUGCUUUAUGGAUCCUGGACUUGCCAGGAGGGAAACAGGAGUUUGGUCACGUGGGCAGAGCCCUUCCAUAGGGCAGUGUCUGGGCGAAAUGUCGACUGGCUGUGGAGCCCCAGGUUUGCUGUGAAUGCGAUCAGAGGUCCCCUGUCACUGGACAAAUAGAGAAUUAAGGAUACCAAUUAAGUUUUAUUUGCAUAACCUAACGUUACAGUGUGCGUUUCUUCUGUUCCCAAUACUCUGUUAUCUCACUUUAACAAGUCCUGCGGCCAUCCUCUUAGGGGCCAGGCCUCUGACUGCUGAGUGAUUAAGGGUUUCCUCACCUGGUUCAUUUGUCAUCUUCAAGGCCGCAGAGGGGCUUUAGGUAGAGCCCUCCAGUGACAGGCUCGAGUGGCUGGGAGGGACGGAGGAGGACUGACCUCUUGAGUAAAGCUGGCCUCUUGCUUUGAGGUCGGUUGGAGAUCCUUCCCCUCCAGUGGGCACAUGGCAAGGUGACAGCAUUUCCCUAAAACAGUCAAGGAAAAGGCCCCUAAUGCCUGACACAGCCUUUUCCAGGGCCCGGCUCUGCGCUUCAUCCUUUCUAGUCAGAAGAGCGCAGAGCAGAUUCUCCUGCGAGCCCUGCCCUGGACGGGCUGCCAUCCACCCUGGGCGGGCAGGGGCGGGGGGAACCCAGGAAGGAGCUCCUGGGCUCACAUUUCCGGUAUUCUGCAGGCAGCUACUUCCCAUUAAGGAUGUGGGUUAGGCGGCUGAUAAUUCACCUGUCUUUCUAAUAUGAAUCUUCCUAAAGUAGGACAUGGAAUAAAUUAAUUAAAAAAUUGUACUGGAAAA